Messenger RNA from Striga asiatica, 3213 nucleotides. Lineage: Eukaryota; Viridiplantae; Streptophyta; Magnoliopsida; Lamiales; Orobanchaceae. The record is from the annotation of a GenBank genome assembly.
UUUUUUUUUUUUUUUUUUUCAUAUAGUUAUCAGAUAGUUUUCCGAAUUCUCAACAUGGCAUCAAAAUCGGAUUUUGCACAGAAGCUGCUCCACGAUCUUCGUGCGCGCAAGGAAAAGAUGGCUGCUGCUCAAAGUUCGAGUCGGCAGUCCACACAUACAUCAAGAGCUGCACAUGGAAACACCAGGCCGAAUUCCAAAGGCUCUCGACAUAUAAACACACUAGAAUCGGCAAGCUCUAGAACAGGUAGUGGAAGAUCGAACAAUAAAACCCACACUUCAAUAAUCACAAAUGAAAACUCCAGCCAAAUUAUUCUCUACAAAAGCGGCCAAAAAGCCUCCGGACAAAAAGUCAAAGACCUAUCCAUGGCCAUAGCCCUCGCCUUUGAAAAUGGCGGCAACCUAACCAGCAUCCGAGCCUCCGCCACAAACCCGCUCGUAAAUUUCUUCAACCGAUUUAGUCGAAAAUCGCGGGACACUCACAAGAUGGACUUGACAACAUUCGGCAACAAAAAUCAUUCUCAGAUUCCUAAAAUCUCCAACAUACAAGUAAGUGAAGUGUCGAAAGGCGUUCAGAGGCUGAAUCAAAUUUUACGAGCCUGCUCAAACGGGUUUAGCCUUGAGGGGGGCUCGAUUGAGGUCGGGAAAGAAUUAAUGAAAGGUGCAAUGGAUUUAGAAGAGUCGUUAAGAAUGCUCGUCAAUUUACAGGAGGCCUCACAACAUGCAGAGAAUACUCGGAACAAAGGCCGGAUUAAGCUACUCGACGAGGAUGAAGAUGAUAAUAAUUCUAAAAUAGCCGAGAAAUGGGAAUUGGAUCGGCCGAAAUUCUCGUUCGAUAGGCCGAGAAGGAGGCAGAUGGAUUUAUUGGGAUUUGACGAGACUUCAGAAGCAUCAAGUAGGGAUUUGGGUGUUUUUACGCAAGUGAAACAAACUCGGAGCUCGAGUUCAUCACAGCCGACACAAGAGAAGAAGAGAAUAUCGAAUGUCGUGGCUAAAUUAAUGGGGCUUGAAGAGACUCCGCUUAAUGAGGAUUUCAUGCACAAGAAAAGUGAUGCUAAGGGGAAACAAGGACAAAUCCCGAAACAAACAAUUAACAAGUCGUUUGAGCCUUUGAAUAGAGAGAGUAAUAAUAAUACAACAAAAGGCCAUAGCACUGCAACAACUCAAGUUAACGGGAGUCGUCAAAUUUUUGGAGAUAAUCAGAGGAAACAAAAUUCCGGAAUUGACAGACAAAGCAAAACCAUCAAGAGUGAAAGCAAGAUGCAAACUUUAAACUCCGAGCUGCAGCAAAAGGCACAGAACAGGAGAACCAAAAAAGCAGAACACAAAGCAAUUGACGAUAUUGAGUACAACCCAGGUGCAAGCUCAACAGAAAUGAGGAAAGCAAAUGAAGAACUCCCGAGCAAUCAACCAAAGCAUGAAGAAAAACGUAGACAGAUUCAAGAGCAGGUGCUUACAAGAGGUGAACGUUCACAGGACAAGCUACAGAAGGUGCAAAAUGGCCAAGUAUCCAUGAUAACCUCAAAAUCCAAGAAAAUUACGGCCGUAAAUUCACAGAGGCUUUCGCAUGAUAAGUCGGUAGCUGGCAACAAAAGAUCCACAAAAGCUAUUGCAAAACCUCCACCUAAGGACCCACCAAAGAGAACAGAUCAAGAUGAUGUCCCCAUGAUUGAUAUCUCUCAACAGACUGUGACAAAUAAGGAAAAUAUCAAGAAAGAAGAUGGAAGUCAUAAGUCGUUUACAAGAGAACCAGAAACAGAUGUGGAAAACGAAAAUAGAAAUCCGGAACCCAUGAAGGGGAAGGCAUUUGAGGUCUCGACCAAACAUAAGGCAGUGAUUCCCAAGAAAGUUCAAAAAAGUGAGAUUCCACAAAAGAUAGAUGUACUGAUGUCUAGAAGACAAGCAAAUGUGAAUCACUUAACAAGAUCAACGAAGCAGCCAGCAAAGCUGCUGAAGGAUUUGAAGCAACAGAUGCAUAACAAACACCGGAACAGUAAAAGAAUAGAAGAACAAAGUAAUAGUGAGAUGCAGAAUGAAAAAGAAGAAAUGAAUGUGUACAGUGCAUCAGAAAACACUAACAUCGAACCAGAGAAGCAACGGGACAAGUUAGAAAAGGAAGAAGCCAAGAGUGUCGUGCUAAACAUUUCAGUGGAGGAUGAAAAACAAAUAGCCAAUGUGCAGACUACCCAGUGUGAUGACCAAACCAUAAAAGCUGGAGAAGUUUCCAAUGAACUCGAGACAGUGGAAGAGCCAUAUGCUCUUGAAGAUGAACAAGAGCUCAAACAAAGUGAUCAAAUCACAAGAGACAACAAGGGAGAAAGCAUAGAAGAACUGCACAAUCUUCCUCAAAACGAGGACAAGCAAACGCCCAUACCUGACAGACGAGAGCAACUCACAGAACCCGAAAAACAUCUCAAGGAGAUGGCGAUUAAAAGCCAGAUGUUCCUCAGCACAGCAGAAGCGCUUUUCAAGCUCAACCUGCCCGCCAGCUUCCUCCACGCGGCAGAACAAGAUUAUGAAGCCCCAGAAAACAAGCUCGUCCUGAACUGCGCGCAGGAAGUGAUGAAGAGGAAAGCGAGGGGACACGGAGUCGCAAACCACCCCCACAUGAAACCAGCCUCGGCCGGUCCCAAGGUGCGAUCUUUCGACGAUUUGAUCAAGCAGCUGAGCAAGGACUUGGAAACCCUGAAGCUGUACGGCGGGAAUCUCGGCGACGAGCGUGAUUUAGCGGCGAGACUGUACAGAAUGCUGGAGAAGGACAUCGGCGGCGGGGGCGCGGAUGUGAACUGUAUGUGGGACCUCGAAUGGAGCAAUCUCAUGGCGUUGGUAACUGAGAAGGACGAUGUUGUGAAGGAGGUCGAGAGGUAUAUGCUCAAUGGUUUGCUUGAUGAGAUCACCGGCGAUUUGGUGGCUCUGACAGUGUCGGGUUGAGCGGAUUGGGUGCCCAUUUGGGGUUUUUACUGCAAAUUGGGUUUUAUAGCUUUCAAUCUACGGAAGCUUAACAAAAAAAUAAAACAUAAAUAUCCUUUUGAUGCAUUGUGAGUGAAUAAGGACACAAAGCAAGGUUUUUUUUUGCGAGUAUCUUCUUGGUAGAGUGUGAAUCCAGUUUUUUUCUUUGUACUGUGUUGUUUUUGCUGCUACUGGAGAGAAUGGCGUGUCAUACAUAACUUUUUGUGAUAUUUUAUACUUUAUAUUAUAGGUUAAAUUGCAAAAUAA